Molecule: messenger RNA, 7605 nt
Organism: Cephus cinctus (wheat stem sawfly)
Lineage: Eukaryota; Metazoa; Arthropoda; Insecta; Hymenoptera; Cephidae
Exons: 13
Coding region: 1012-4914 (1300 amino acids)
Molecular function (GO): 3',5'-cyclic-AMP phosphodiesterase activity
Source: RefSeq, a predicted model, not a curated record
CGUGAAGCGCGACCGGCCGGCGUGCACGUCGCUGGUCAGAGCGCACUCUUACGUACCGUCAAUAUCUUUCCGCGCCGGCCUGGCUUCGGGCCUUCUCGUGCGUCACGGUACCGGGCCUGAGGGCCCGGGCCCAACCUGAUUCUUUCUGCGACGAAAAAGCUUUCGAUGAUCAUAAAUCACGAGUGUCAUCUUCAAUAGUUCUCGAGGGUGCGCCCUAACACCUCCACGCUGCUCGUCCCCGGGCCUAACUUACAGUGGUUACACAAGUGCGAACGAGUGAAGCCUACGCAAUUUUUUUGAACCUCUUUUUUAGUAUACCUAUGCCCUUUGGUCUUCUCGGUACCUUAUUUUCUCUACGACUCCUCGAUAUCUUAUCGUUCCACGUUCGCAAACUAGCAACACGCUGUGCUCCGUGUCGUCUGGGAUACUCCGUGCCACGGAGACUUUGAGAUUCAAAAGGAGGAUCUGUUGACAAGCUGUACGAAAGUUAUCUGAAAAGGCUCGAGAUUAUGUCCAGGACGAGAACGACGUGGAGGACAAAGACGUAUACUACGACGAGAGAGUAUAAUUGGUGCGAUUUGUAGGUUACUUUACGUGUCUCUACGUGUGCGUGAGUGUCCGACAGUCGUCGUGACACCCUUUACAGUGUCUCCUCUUCCGAACUGCCCAUUCACGCCGUUUACGUCCUCCGCGAGACAUGUCACAACUUGCUUUAUGCUCGACUCCGUCUCACGUGCAGCUUGCACGUACUCUAGUUUUUCCAGACGAAUGUGCUCGUGUUUGCAAGUUUGAAUCUGACCUUCGGAACGAUAUCGUCGCCGAACGUGUUUGAUGGGCAGAACUUGAGAGAGCUGGGGAAAUAGAAGAGAGGAGUCACGCAGGAGAUAUAGAGGUGGUGUGCGUGAGUGCAUGGCAGGGAUCGUGCUUGAGUGCGUGAAUUCGUUGAUCCGUAAGUGCGUGAGUGCAGUUGUAGACGUACGUACAUGAGAUAGAGUGGGAGAGAGUGUUCCUAUGAAAGACAGAAAACUGGCGUCUCAGGCACAUGACUUGGCGACGGGGUCCCGCGGGACGCGGACCCGUCGAAGAGCCAAUGCCGGUUCUCUUUCGAGCAAUGGAAGUGCUACGGGAAUGCAAUGCGGUCUUUGUGUCGUCGUUGCUGGUCUCUUUCGCAGAGCAAUGUGUAUCGCAGGUAGCAGACGAGGCUCCGGCGAGUCUUGUUAUCAGGAAUUGCCGCCCGAGGGACACGAUCGUCAACUGCUGCCAACGACUACUACCACUACCACCCAUUUUAAAUCCGAACCUUUUCAAACGAACGACGCUCUCGAGAAACGUGCGGCUGCUAUCACCGUUGAUAGCGCGGAACAAAAUGCUGUGUUUGUACGGAUAUCCGAAGAAGCAGCGUUGGCGUCAGCAGGCUCUACGCCGACUACGUUCACAGGGACUUUCACCACCGCGACGACGCCCACGUCGCGACGCCUCUCGAACGCCGAUCGUUUACUCCUGGAAAAUUUGGACGUCAGUUAUUGCCGACCAAGGCACGUCGGCCGAUUUCUCACGAUGCACAAGAGGCGGCGCAAGAGACUCAUCACCAGGUCGUUGAGUCAGGAUUCUGGAAUGUUGGAUGAUAUAUUUCACGGGCAAGUGAGGUGUGUCUUGCAAAGAGCUGGAAACUGGCGGUUCAAUGCCUUCACUUUGGAGACAGUUACAGGAGGUCGCUCUCUACCAGUACUAUGCGUUCAUCUGUUUCAUUGGUAUGGACUUUUGCAGCAUUUCAAUCUGGAAGUCGUUCGUGUUUGGAAAUUAUUCGCCUUAAUCGAGGAAGGUUACCACAGUACAAAUCCUUACCACAACAGUAUACACGCUACCGACGUCACCCAGGCGAUGCACUGUUUCUUGCAAGAAGAGAAGAUAAAGGCGUAUCUCAGUCCUUUGGAAGUAAUGGCGUCGCUGAUCGCUGCGGUUACGCAUGACUUGGACCACCCUGGUGUCAAUCAACCGUUUCUAGUUGCGACGAGCAAUCAUCUUGCUGCCCUAUACGAGAAUACUUCCGUUCUCGAGAACCAUCAUUGGAGAUCGGCUAUAGGAUGUCUGCUGGAAAGUGGAGUAUCGGAACAAUUAACGCGAGAAGUACGAUCUCAACUUCAGGAACACAUUAGUUCGCUAAUCCUUGCUACAGAUAUCACCAGGCAGCAGGAAUUUCUUACGAGAUUUAAGCAAUACUUGGAUGAAAAUCUGUUAGACAUGCGCAGACCAGAGGAUCGACAUUUUGUACUGCAAAUAGCACUUAAGUGCGCAGACAUCUCGAAUCCUUGCAGGCCCUGGGAUAUAUCUCGUAAAUGGUCGCACAAGGUCUGCGAAGAGUUCUUUCGUCAAGGCGAUUAUGAACGGCAGCUGAACCUUCCAGUUACACCUCUCUGUAAUAGAUACACUACGAGUAUACCGAAGAUUCAAGUAGGUUUCUUUAAGUUUGUCGUGGCACCUCUGUACGAGGAAUGGCACCGGUUCUUGAGCGAUGGGCUCAGCGUGUCACUUAUGAAGUAUCUACGAGAGAAUCAAGAUCGAUGGGAGACCAUGAUUAUACAGGAUAACGUCGAGGAGACGAAGAUUGAAAUGUCUAAUCUCGAGGAAAUUGACAACGUUGAAAUUAGCUCUGGAGAUGAGAUCGUUGUCGAUGAUUCUGGAAGCAUUGAUCUUCUACUACCUGAUCUGUGUACGCCACGUAGGCCCAGCUUUCCAGGAAAAAUUAACACGGAACACGUUGGCCGACGACACUCGGUUCCUUUAAGCGUGUCAAAGCCGUUGUCGCUUCCACGAACUGACAUUAGACGAGAAAGUUUGCCUGCUGAGCACAAGAAGUCAAAGCCAAGUUCCCUAGCGAAGCUUGAGGAUCAAAGUCUAUUACCUCGAAAUUCAUUAUCCUCCCUUUCCUCAAGAAGCAGCGUUCAUGAAUCUUUAACUGCGGAAAGUCCUGGGGGAAGACCCGUCAGUGCCGAAAACCUUCUACCGGAACCAAGUAUUGCCAGCAUUACAAAUAGCGUUGAAGCUUCAAGAUUGAGUACGGUCCUUCAACCUGAUCAAAAGGCGUCCUCACAGACAAAACAAUUAACCAGACAGCAGACCUUCCCGCCAUUGCAGCCCUACGUGAGAACAAGAUAUAUGUCGACCACGGCGGAAAUGUCGCAAUGCUGCUCAGAUACUUUUGGUCGGAGGAACGAGAAUUCUGGAAGCAAAUCUACUCUCGUAAAUCAAAAAUCUUGCUUCGGUGGAAAAUGUGGCACACCACCAGAAUCUCCCCCGAGAAAAAUCAGUUCGGAUCUUUCUGCUAAAUCUAAUUUCUCCUGUAUCGGAAGAUCCUUUACAGAACAACAUGCUAAAAGAAGAGGAUCUGCCGUAUCAGAUCAUGUGAAAAGGAGCACAGAUCUGAUUACCUGUUCAGAGUACCCACGACGUCACUCGAUGCAAAUAUCAGAUCCGAUGCAGAUGAACCUUGGUGCCAAGCAGCAUGCACACAGUCACAGACAAAGACGUCCUUCUUCGGGUCAGGAAAUUGAUUCUACGCAGCGAUUCUACGCAUUCUUAACUGGUAGCGCUCGUACGCGUCAUGAAACCCCACCAUCUGAAACUCCCCCAACCUCCUUUUCAUCUAGCUACACUGCACCGGAUGCUAAACCAUACGACGAUAUCGUACGGGAACUUUCCGAAGAGUAUUUGCAAGCGGAUGUACCCGAAUGCCGUCUUUAUCCUGGAGCUCAACCAGAAUCUCUGGAAAGUCGAAAGUGCCAGCCUAGCGGACGAAGAUGUUCUAUUCCGAUAUCGAAUUCAAAAAGUACCGAGAAUCUCACUAGUAGACGUUUCAGUGCGUUACCUGUGUUGCAAACAUCGGAACCGGAAGGCCAUCGUAAAGUCUUCUUUAUCGGCAGUCCACCGGAUUCGCCGCCAAUGGAGCCCAGUGCUUCCUCCAGUAACAGUGGCAGUGAAUUGCAAAGAGGUAUCGGUCAGUCGUGCACUGAGAAUAAUAUUGUAAGCGGUAAAAGAGACUCCGAAACUAUGAGAGACAAAGGGAUCAAGAUUCCAAAAUUAAGCGUUGAAUCUGAAAUGAAGGAGAACGUGGAUCCGCGCGUUGCAGACGACGGAUCGAAGUUACCUUCGUUGACUCGACGUUGCGGUCAGGGAUGGGCGAGAAGACGUGGAUCUGCUCCGGUCGGUCUAAUGUCCAGGCUGGAGGAUAUUUCAACGAGUUUCACGACUUCUCGAGUCGAUCGCUACUCUAGGCGAGGUUCCGUACCAACAGACAUCACUGCGCACCAAAACGGUGGACCAAAUCGAUCGGCGUUAGGUCCUUGCGGCGAGAAUCUCCCGUUACCCAGAAGAGCGAGUCUUCCGCAAGAAAGGGCUUUGGGCAACUUUUUCUCGUCGUCGGUCGAACGGGAGAAUUGUCCGAUGAACAACAACAAUAAUGCUGCUAAUGGCAGUGGUAGUAGCAGCGCCAACAACAAUAAUAAUCGUAGCAGUAGUGACAAUAAUGGGACGGUUUUGGCAUCCGAGGGCGCCACCAGAGCUUCCGGAAUGCCUUCGCCAAGACGAGGUUCAGUACCUGCCGAUAUAUCCGAGCUAAGACGUGACCUCUUCAAUCGGAACAGCGGAAACGUGAACGGGAACGGAAAUGGAAAAUCGCGGAGGAAGAAAAUUCUACGAAGACGGAGCAGCGGGGGUCCAGAAAUGUUUGCCGGGCGUCCAGCCGACGGGAAUGAUAACGGGACUUGGCUGCACUGCAAAAGAGACUUGUUAAAGAACGACUCGAUUCCGGAGCCAGCUGUAAAGAGACGCGGUUCCCUGCCUAUCGAGAUGGUGGCCGCCGUUUCCCAUGCCGGAUCUACUACGGGGACCAGAAGAUCCAGUCUUUGGAGACUUUAGCCUUGAAAAGAAGACUUCGGACAUCCAUAGGACAUCCACGCUGAUGGCACAGAAGAUGUCGUAGAGCUCUUACUUCCGGUCCAGCUGUUGCAUCGAUGUUGACCAAUACGACGGCUAACUAGAUGGAUUUUGGAUUCUCCGGGUAAAUCCAAAGAGGGCUCUUGUCAAUCCUCCUCUUCCUUUGUAUCCUCUUGCUCCAUCUUCUCUCUCAUCUUUUCCUUCUCGUCCUAUUAUUCCCGCUCUCGAAACCUUCGAUGUUUCACAUACAUCCUGAGAGAGCAGCGGCGAGGAAAGAAUAUCAAUGAAUUUCGAGAAUUCUUUAAAGUUAAAGAGGCCUGAGUAUUUCAAUUACUCGGUUUGCCAGGAUUGCGACACAUCGAAAUACUCUCACGAUCAAUAGUUAAGAUCUUUAUGUUAAAAGAGGAAACGCUUGUGUAACUCAUUGUCUUGAGAAUAUCUUCACUUCAAAAUUUCUUACUUAGUCGCCGUUUUGUUCACAUGUUCAAUCUUCGAAAAAGGUUCACCGCGAACUUUUCGGAUGAAGGAAAGCAUGGAAGUUUGAAACAUAAUUUUCUGACUGUUACGUCAUUGGAUUCUCGUAAUUCGAUAACACUAAGAUAAAUUAGAUUUUUUUUUUUUUAGAAAAUGCAUAGAAAAUGAUUUGUGCAAGCUACGCGUGCGGUUAGAUCCUUAUGCAUGAAAACCAAUAUUCUGGAAACGUUUAAAAAGUUACGAACGUGGGUUUGAGCUGGGAUUUCGAAAGGUCAAAUAUUUGUUGUAAAUAUUGGAUUUUUCCGACGUACGGCGGAAAGUAAAAAAAAAUGUGUGUACCUAUUCACAAUGUACCAAGGCAAAAAAUAACUAUUCGGGAUUAAAAUGAGCUUGAGCUGUCACCGAAGAUAUCUCAGGCUGUGAAUAUCAUUGGAAAAAAAGAUCAAAUGAAAAGCAUCCUUCCAAAGUCUUCCUUGUGAAUUUUGGAAUUCUAAAGGAAUGCCACACGCCAAAUCGUUUUGUGCCAUUAACGAAUGUUAAAGGAAAUAUCCGAAGCUCACGAAACGUUUUCGUGAAAUGCAGCUCAAGCGAAGGAGAGGUAGUUGAAAUUUGUUGAUAAGGAGGAAAAAAACAGGGUUCACGAUGAUGAUUUUAACGAUUAAAAAUGCUUAGAUAUAGAGAAGGAGUAAAGACUGGUAGAAAAAAAAAUAUCUGAGGCUAUAGAGGUAGACAUUAAAGAUUCAAAUAGUUUGAAGGUUCUCUUUAAAGUGACAUUUGCUCAUAGCAACGUGGUUGAACUGGAUUCAACGAUUUCGAACAGUAAAAUCGUGCGCAAGAAGGUCGAUCGAUGGGGGGUCGUGCCAGUGUCACAAUUUAUAAGUAUUUCGUACCGACUAUUUCAUCGAACCGAAAGUCGAUUGUACCCAUGUAUUUCUAAACCAGCGCUUGCUGACGAUAAAUUAUUAAAAUAGAGAUUAUAUGUCGAUCCAAAGGGGAUAGAGUUCGAACAAAUAAACACGUAACUAAAAAUGAUUUAGACGUUUAUCCGAAUAUAGUUUACACGAAAAAGAAUAACAAAAUACCAUAACGUUGUGAAAAGCGCUAAAUUGUUCCACAUCAAAAUUAAUUAAGUAAAAAUCUACAUUAAUAACAAUACCGCAUACAAAUUCGCGAACGACACGUGAAAUUGCUGGAUGAAUUUUUUAAAUGAUCUGAAAAGCAUAAAUCUUUUUAAUAAAAAGAACUAACAGCUUCAGAAUUCAUUAGCUAUUGAUUACGCACAGCAGGUAUAUCGAUUUAUCCGUCAGAUAAAUUAAUGAAAGUAUAAUCAUGAUCAUGAUACAUUUCAAGACUCAUUGAAAUAUCAGUUUUGAGAAUAAAUUGGUUUUUUGACCGUCACAUUUGUCUAAUAUAUAUAUAUCAUACAUUAUUAUACGAAGAAGCCCACCUUCUAUGCUGCUAGAAUCCUUGUGCAACAGUGCAAAGACCAUUUUUUCAAUUAUCCCUACGAUAUUCUGUCCUCUUCGACGUAACUCAACAACUAAAGAAAUAUUCACUUUAUUUUUCAUCCACGUUUCGAUCGAGUCAAUCUCGAUUCAAACUGAACUGGUCGUUCAGUGCGCUUUAUGUUUUUCGCAUUGUCGCAAAAGAAAAAAAAGUUCAUGUCCUAAAGAGAUUACAUAAAAUUGCGUCAAAUCGCGUUGCACCUGCUAGAGUCUAUGGAAAAAGUUCAUUCAGAGUGAAAAAGACUGCAGAACACAAAAUCCAUUUUGUGUCGAAACUUAUCAGAGAUAAGACUAUCUCUCUCUUAUCUCUUUUUCUCAUACUCUCCCACUUCUCUCUCUCUCUCUCUCUCUCUCUCUCUCUCUCUCUCUCUCUCUCUCUCUCUCUGUUCUCUAUGUUCCUGAAACAUAAACUCUAUCACCUUCUACCUUUUUUUCAUGCUCGUUCAUUCUCUCUCUCUCUCUUUUUCUCAUUCUGUAUAGCUAAAUCGUCAAACAAUCGUACCUCGACUAUAAAAAUUGCCGGAGCAAAACCUAAAUCGAGUACACUUCAGCCACGGAUGGCCGGUCUUCAUUGGAGAAUAUCUCAAAUACAUUUGAGGAUAGACGUAGACAUUCCAUUAAAAAAAAAAAACAAAAUGAAAAAAAGUGAACUAUCCGUAUAAUUGACGAUCGAAGUAAUAAUAAUCAUGUCGAC